This is a messenger RNA of Octodon degus (degu), 7677 nucleotides long. It is a transcript of the gene Adam19, whose product is annotated as ADAM metallopeptidase domain 19. The record is from RefSeq and is a predicted model, not a curated record. The coding region runs from base 95 to 2815 and encodes 906 amino acids. Gene Ontology annotation, biological process: membrane protein ectodomain proteolysis. The transcript is spliced from 23 exons. Lineage: Eukaryota; Metazoa; Chordata; Mammalia; Rodentia; Octodontidae. Gene Ontology annotation, molecular function: metalloendopeptidase activity.
CUCUUAGGCGGCCAAGGGCUGCAGACGCUCGACCCCCGCGGUCGGGCCGGGGCGGGCAUGGCACCGGGCUUGUGAGCCGAGGAGGGGAGCCAGGAUGCCCGGGGGCGCCGGCGCCGCCCGGCUGUGCUUGCUGGCGCUCGCCCUGCAGCCCCUGCGGCCGCUGGCGGUGCAGGAGCCGGGCUGGACGCAAAGAGGAAGUGAGGAAGGCAGUCCCCAGCCACAGCAUGAACUCAUAAUACCUCAGUGGAAGACUGCAGAAAGCCCUGUGAGUGAAAAGCAUCCCAGCAAGGCUGAGCUCCGGGUAACAGCUGAGGGGCAAGAACUGAUCCUGGACCUGGAGAAAAACCAGCACCUCUUUGCUCCGGACUAUACGGAAACCCACUAUACUCCAAGUGGCAACCCUGAGACCACCACUCUGAAAUCCGAGGAUCACUGCUUCUAUCAUGGGGUGGUGAGGAAGACAGAAGGAUCCAGCGUCACACUCAGCACCUGCUGGGGCCUUAGAGGACUGAUUACAGUGAGCAGCAACCUCAGCUACAUCAUCGAGCCCCUCCCUGACCAUGAGAGCCAGCACCGUAUCUACAGAUCUGAGCAUCUCAAGCUGCCCCCCAGGAGCUGUGGGACCCGGCACCCGGCGCCCGGCACCAGGGGCUGGGCGCUUCCGUUUACACAGCUGACCAAGAGCCGACCUCGCAGGAUGAAAAGGGAAGAUUUGUACUCCAUGAAGUAUGUGGAGCUUUACCUCGUGGCAGAUUAUGCAGAGUUUCAGAAGAAUCGACGGGAUGUGCUUGCCACCAAAUACAAGCUCAUGGAAAUUGCCAACUAUGUUGAUAAGUUUUACCGAUCUUUGAAUAUUCGGAUUGCUCUCGUGGGCUUGGAAGUGUGGAAUAAUGGGGACAAGUGUGAGGUUUCAGAGAAUCCGUACUCCACACUUUUGUCAUUUCUCAGUUGGAGGCGCAAGCUGCUCAUCCAGAAGAGCCACGACAAUGCUCAGCUAAUCACGGGCGUCCCUUUCCAUGGCACCACCAUCGGCCUGGCCUUCCUCAGGACCAUGUGCUCCAUGCACCAUUCCGGAGGGGUCAGCACGGACCACUCUGAGAAUGCCAUCGGCGUGGCUUCAACCAUAGCCCACGAAAUGGGCCACAACUUUGGCAUGACCCACGAUGCCACAGGCUGCUGCUCUGCCAGCCCUGCGGAUGGUGGCUGCAUCAUGGCAGCUGCCACUGGCGACCCCUUCCCCAGGGUGUUCAGUGGCUGCAACAAGAAGGAGCUCGAUCGGUACCUGCAGUCAGGAGGUGGAAUGUGUCUGUCCAACAUGCCGGACACCAGGAUGCUUUACGGAGGCCGGUGGUGUGGGAACGGAUUCCUGGAAGAUGGGGAGGAGUGUGACUGUGGGGAGAAAGAGGAAUGCAACAACCCCUGCUGUAAUGCCUCCAACUGCACCCUGAAGGAAGGGGCAGAGUGUGCCCACGGUGCCUGCUGCCAUGCGUGCAAGCUGGUGGCGCCUGGCACCCUGUGCCGUGACCAGGCCCAGCAGUGUGACCUUCCAGAGUACUGCACGGGCAAGUCUCCCCUCUGUCCCACCAACUUCUACCAGAUGGAUGGCACCCUCUGCGAGGGCGGGCAGGCCUACUGCUACAGCGGCAUGUGCCUUACCUACCGGGACCAGUGCCGGCAGCUCUGGGGCCCUGGAGCCCGGCCUGCCCCAGAUCUCUGCUUUGAGAAGGUGAACGUAGCAGGAGACGAGUUUGGAAACUGUGGGAAAGACGUGCAUGGGCAGAACAAGAAGUGCAACAUGAGGGAUGCCAAGUGUGGGAAGAUCCAGUGUCAGAGCUCUCGAGAGCUGCCCCUGGAGUCCAACGCAGUAGCCAUUGAGACCACCAUCGUCAUGAAUGGGAAGAAGAUCCAAUGUCGGGGCACCCAUGUCUACCGAGGUCCUGAAGAGGGUGACAUGCUGGACCCAGGACUGGUGAUGACUGGGACAAAGUGUGGCUUUAACCACGUCUGCUUCGAGGGACAGUGCAGGAACACCUCCAUCUUUGAGACUGCAGGCUGUGAGAAGAAGUGCAAUGGUCACGGGGUCUGCAACAACAACCAAAACUGCCACUGCUUCCCAGGCUGGGCCCCGCCCUCCUGCGACACGCCUGGCCAUGGGGGCAGCAUAGACAGUGGGCCCCUGCCCCCCAACAGUGUUGGUCCUGUGAUCGCUGGCGUGUUCAGUGCCAUCUUCCUGCUGGUCGUCCUGGUGCUGAUCUGCUACUGCAGACAGAACAGAAAGCUGGCGCAGCUCAAGCCCUCCGUGCUGCCAUCCAAGCUGAUGCAGCAGUUCAGCUGUCCCUUCAGGGUGUCUCCAGGUGGUGGAACUGGCCACGCCAACCCAACGUUCAAGCUGCAGACGCCGCAAGGCAAGCGAAAGGUGACCAGCACCCCGGAAGUGCUGAGGAAGCCCUCCCAGCCUCCACCUCCACCCCCUCCAGACUUUCUGCAAAGUGGGGCUUUGCCUACACCACGGUUAGCCCUUCUAAGCAGGACUGAUGGCGGUCCCUCAAGGUCCACAGCUCAAGUAGAGAGAAAGGAAUCAUCCAGGAAACCCCCGCCAAGCAGGCCUGUGCCCCCAGCUCCAAACUACAUCCUCUCACAGGACUUCUCCAGGCCUCGGCCACCGCAGAAGGCACUACCAGCGAACCCUGUGCCCGGCCGGAGGAUCCUCCCCAGGCCGGAUGCGCUGCAGACCCAGCCUCUGGUCGCACCUGCCCGGAAGUUUCCUAACUACAGGUCGCAGAGGACUGGGAUGAUGACUAGCUCCAGAAUCUAGACCCAUCUGGAGCUUUCUCACGCCUCGACGACUCUGGAUGCCCCAAGGAUUUGUGAUCACCAUGGGAACCAGAAGAAGCACCUCCGGCUGCCUCUGAGCUUCUCCUGGCCUUUUCCUGGAAACACCAAAUCCCCACCAUUCCCUUCUUGAUUCAGUGCCUCUGCACGCUCCUCGGAGGCCCAGAGGGACAGUUACCUGAUGGCUCUGAAGUGUUGGUCUGUGCAAUAUACAGCCCGGCAGGGAGGGAGCACACAGAAGGGGCCAAGCGGCAGCUGCUCCACCCACCCUCCCUGCCUAAGGUAUGAUGAGAUGGCCAAGACCAUCACAGCUGGAAAACCAAUGGGAGAAGCCCUGCGCAAGCCCUCAGCCAGGGCCAAGCUUGGAGAAGCUGUCCGUGCAGGCCCUGUGGUGCAGGCACACAGGGGAGAUCCUGUUGCUUCUGUCUCCCUCUGAGGCCCCUGCUGGACUGAAGCCGGGCCUUACCUUGCCCUUUUAGCUUUUAGGGAUUAAGGAAGGGUCAAGCUGGCCAUCGUGGUGGCCCUACCCAGGGUUUGGCUGGCGUGGCUGCUCCAGACUCUAAGGCUGCAUGUGCCAACCCAAGCCCCAUCCCGCACCCCCUAGGACCCAACAGCCCCCAUUCAUGGGUCACUCUGACUCAGACAGGUACUAUCUGUAGGCAGCGUAGACAGCAGGGGAGCACCAAGCCCGGACCUCCUCUGAGCCAUCACGCCAAAGGUAAAGACUCUCGGUGAUUCUUGGUUUGCUCUUUGUGUUCUCGUCCUUCUUCCCCAGAGAUUCCAUUCCGCCCCACCCCCCAAGCCCACAGUAAUGCAUUGGUGCUUUGGUGAGUGGCCCCUCAACCGUCCUGCCUUUUUAGGGACCAGGUGCUUGUGACCUGCGAGUCAGGGUCCCACUUCAUGGAGUGACAAUUCAAUUUGCUCCUCUGGAUCCCAAGAAUGUUGAGCAGAGUGGACUUAGAGCAUGGCUGUGGGAGUUGAAUCUUUGUGCUUGUUGUGUUCUGUGACCUCAGCAGGGUGAGAGCCUUCCUCCUUCUCCCUGACCCGCAUCUCAGUGAGCUCCUCCAGGAUUGGCAGCCCAGGCAAUAAAGGGAACAGACAUCCUUGGGAGCCCAGCUGUUUAAGAAAGUACACACCAGGGAGCCUGCUUGUUCCUCAUGGCUUGCCCACUAUUCAGAGUAGGACUGUUGUCCUCUGAGGAGAGAGGAGAGGUGUUUCUAACCAAGGAGCCAUCAGAGACCUCUGUAGGUGGCAGCCAUUAGAGCUAUGGUGGCAUAGCCUGGGCCAGGGACCCAGCCAUUUGUUCCUAACAAGGUUACUGUUAUCUGUGUCCUUUUGCUCCAGAGGGUCCUGUCCUUCCUGGAGCCCCGAGGGAGGGUAUGUGGUAUGCUGCUGGGUAGGAUGAGUUUUACAAGGUAGCUGAGGAUGAUCUUAGACCAGCCCUACCCCAGAGGUGCUGGGUGGCUCUGCUCGAGUGGGCUGACCUAACACUCCUUUGCAGCUCUUCCAGGGCCCUUCCCACCCCUCACAGGAGCAGUUGUUUGCUCUUGAGAACCUCAAUACGGAAGAAGGCUGAGCUUCUGACCCCCAACCCCAGGGCCUCCUUAUGUGUAGCUCUCUGCGCGUCCCACAUGCUGAGCUGAGGUUCUUGGGUUUGUAGACCAUGGGAUUUAUGGGACAUGUGUCUGAGGGAAAAUGUGGGGUGGGUUUAGAAAGAUCUCAGGAAAAUGGGUUUCUUCUCUCAGGGUGGUAGCGAUGUUGGGGUCCUGCCUCCCUGGCACAGACCCCCGUGACCCCACGCAAUCCCCUCCUUCUCGCUGCCAGGAGAUAACCUUUCCUUUAAGUCUAUAGCAAAUGCUCUGUGCCUCCAUGGUGGGUCCCAGAAGGGAUGUCCUCUGCCUCCCCUUCCCUUCAAACAAGGAAACUGUCCCUGAUCCCAGCCCUGUCCCUCCUAGCAGUCCCUGUGGCCAGUGCAGCUUCCCUCCCUCACAUCAGGAGCAGUGGCUCGGAUGGGAAAGUACCCAGCUGUGGCGACUGCAUGAGCCUUUUAAGCCUGAAAUCCACUGUCCCCAGAACUGUAAGAGGAAGUGUCCUGCUUGCUGUUCUCUUGCUUUUUAUUUCUUCGUUAUUUGAAUGCCACCUCCACCCCACGAAGUCAUACUGUGAACUGGAAGAUGGUAGAAUUCUUUGCUUGUGACGGCAGCCAGCCCUAGUUACCAUUUUACAGCUGGCUCUGCUGGGGGAGCUGGACGCUGUUCUUCUGCAGGCCAGGGAGGCCGCCAGGGAGGAAGUGAGGCCAUUCUGCAUCCCUCUUCUCCUUCUCUGCCAGUGGGCUGCUGUAAGAUGUCAAAUGCAGACACAAAGUAUGGUGACGUCAAGGGACAGGGACUUUAUUCCAGGGACUAUUGCAAGAAGGGGAACAAGAAUUCGUAAGGGAAAGGGGUGCAAGUGCGACAAGGAAGCCAUGUAGACCCCUCUCUGACCCUGCAUGCAUCCUGGAGACCAGGGAGAGAAGGCCUUUUCUUUUAUUGGAAGGAAUUCAUGCGGUUUCCAAGCUGGAGCUGUGUGCCCAGCCUUUCUGUGCAGGGAAAGGGGCUCUGUGUGAAAAGACGCUUUUGGCUCAGGCUGACCACAGCUCCUGUCUGCCUUCCAGUGGGAAGGAGGGAAGCUCGACUGAGGUCUGAUCUGUUGAGUUAUCUCAAGGAGAAGGAUGUAAAUCUUUUUAGACACCAAUUGGGUCUUCCUGCCAGGUUUACAACACUGGAAUGUUUUUUAGGGGCCUAAAGCCAUCUCUGAAAUGUAAACCUCAGGGAGAGAGAGCCCUGCCUGCCUCUGUGGGAGGUUUACCCCGGGCCCCUGGCUCUGUGCUGUAGCUGCUGGCUCGCCCCAGAUGCCUCUCAGCCUCGUUGACUUUUAUGGUGAAGGCGGUGCUCUCCAGAGUUUAUGGUCUUGAUAUUUUCUGCAUUACAACAGUCCCUCUCAGCGCAGUAUCCCCUGACUGCUUGCAGUACUCCUUUCUUAUACAGUCUCCCCUUCGGUCCAACCUAAUGUGUUCUUAUGUGACAGAAGAUGUGGAAGACUUCUAAGAACUGAGAACCAGUUCUAAAAUCAGUAAUUGUGUUCAACGCAUGCGUAACACCUCUGCUGUACACCUGAGCAGGCCAGAGCACGGCCGACUGGAAAGGUGUCCCGUCCCUAGAGAAGCUCACUAGGAGAGGCUCUGCAGACUCAGCGCCCUGCCCCCAGUCACCCCUAGCAUCUUCUUGUGCCCCCUACUUUGUGUACGCAUCUGAGAUUCAGGGCAAUGUGAAUUUUCUUUUUAUUUGAGAGAUCAUUUAUGGAUUGCCGAUCCUCUUCUCUCCUGCCCAUCUAUUGUUUACAAAUAUUUGUACAUCUAUGCAAAAUACUUGAAUGGGCCAUGGUGCCUUUUUUUUUCUUUGUUUGUAUUUAAUUAAAAUUAAUUGUUUGUUAUUUGAAAUGUUACUCCGUUUGGCAACUUCUUUCUGUGUGCUUGUUUUCCUAUCCCACUGUUUGAGCCAGAUAUGAUCCGAGACGUAAAAUAACGAAGUUCUCAAAGGACCAGCCUUGGUGUGGAGCCACCAGGAAGCUCCAUUUUCCUGUGGCCAGUAGAGGGGGCUGCUUGUUCUGCUGUCCAGACAGAUGCUGGUCUAGUGUAAUUGGGUCUUCUAUCAUUAGAGGCCUGAAUGGUACUAAGAUUUUCUCAUCUGUCUUUUCUCCUGCCCCACUACUGUAUCUAGAAGACAGCACCAACCCUCUGCUUGCUCAUCUUCCUGCUAAUGAUGAUUCAGGGGAGAGAGUCGCUCAAGCCCUCUGGGGCUCGCUGGGCAGGUGUAGCUAAGUGCAGACUACACACACACUCUGACUGGUUCCAGAGACCUGUAUGGCAGCGAAUGAAGCUUAUGCCAGAUCUACCUUGAUUCUCACUGAAUCCCUGCCUCAUUCUGAGGUCCUUUAAGAGAGGGGUACCUGGAGCCAUGAGCAGAAGCACCUCUUCCUGAGCACUACACAUGUGAGAUGUUGCCGCUUUUCUUGAUGUGGAUGCUAUCAUUUCAUUGUCACAGAAGUCCCGGCACGGAGUCCUUGACACCUAAUGGUACUUUUCUAGACUCUCAUGGUACUAAAUUUGCAUGAGGACACUCACUGAAACACAAAUGCUUUCAGCACUGAUGUGCCCACCUAGGAAAUCAGCUCCCACCGAGACCCCUCUGCCCAGCAGCCCCUGUGUCCGCACUGGUAGUACCUCUGCCACUUAUGACAUGCAUGAGCAUAGAUAGUCUAGAAUUCCGGGUCUCUUCUCCAGGGAGGUGCUGUUGCUAGAGGUAAGUCAACAGGUGGGGAUAUGGGACCACCACAGAGGGUGUACCCCAAGGGGGCUGAGAGGCCCAGCCUCAUUUUCUCUCUCCCUUCCUGGGAAGGAGGUGACUCAUUUUUCUUUGUCUGGUGUUCGCUCCCUGUAGGCACAUAGUAUUAGGGCCAGCUGAUCAUAAACUGGAAUCUCCAACACUAUAAGCCAAAAUAAGUCCUCUCUAUUUAUACUCAGAUUGUCCCAGUAUUUGUUAUGGUGAUAGAACGCUAACAUAAAUACCUUCUCAAAAGGCCAUAAUCAUCAAACACUUACUCAACAGCACUGAACUCAGAGACUGCAGCAAGUUUUCAAAUGCACUGUUUAACAAGCCAGGGUUAAGCUAGGAUGUGCCUUGGGUUAAAGGCUGGUCCCCAGCAGAGUGUGGUGGAACAGGCCUGCAAUACCAGCCCCCCAGGAGGCCAGGAGGAUAGCCAGGUUGAGCUCGAACUGUGCAACAUAGUGACUCAGUAAGACCCUGU